AUGUUUCACUAUCUAUUUUUGUCGUUUCUGGCCACAGUCUUGGCCCAUGGCGAUCGAGAAACCUACACGAAGAUCUGCGGAGGGAUGCGACGCGGAGUUUCGGUCUUCUACAAGGGCGUGCCGACGUCCGAGUUGUUUUCGCUAACCCUGUACGAUCAACGGAAGGGCAGUUGCGGUCGGAAGACGGACUUUAGUCGCUCUAUCCGGCCGUUUUACGCAGCUCAUAUCGGUCGGUUCCCGAUGGACUUGCGCAAAAAUAACUCGAUUUUUCUGGCCUAUGGAGGCCCUGAGGGUCGGCGGUUCGCGAAGUCGAGCUAUUUUGAUCAGCCCGAACCGAGGGAUGAUCGGAAGUUUACGAUCGAGAUUCGGAUGGUAAAUGAUACAUGCGCACGUUACUACGUGGACAAGAAUGAAGUGGGCGAUGUUUGGUAAGAUUUUUUUGGUGAACUAUUACAUAUCUUACGUUAUCCCUUUACGUUGACGAGGGAAGGGCUCCAAGUGAGACGCUCAAUUUUUUUUUGAAAUUUCCUAGACUCGCCGAGCAUAGGCUCCGUAUCUAUUUCUGAAAAUUUUAGCUUGCUCGUUGUAGCGGCAGUCGACAUAUUCAGCCAUCUUUGACGAGUGAGUAAGCAGAAUGUGGAGACCGCCUAAAGAAAAAAACAAUUUUGUCCGUAUCUCUGUAGAAAUAAGGAUGAGAAGUUUUAUACCAAAAUUCGAAGAAAAGCUUUACAUUUUGGCCAAAUUUUGAUUUUAAAACUCGAUCAUUUUCCGCAAAGAGCAAGCUUGAAGUCUCGCCUGUAGUCUUGUUACUGUUGACAUCAAUUUUUUGAGAGUUUCUUUCAGUAACCGCUACUUCCGCGAUGCGAAUUGCCUGGUGUCAAGCAAUGGUGUAGACAUCCGUCGUCAUUGGGUGAAAGGAGAUCCGGGCUGCUCUCAAGAAGCCGAUGACAAUUCAUACUCCAGAAGUGAUGGUAGGAAUUAACCACAUCAUUGUUUUUUUAAAAUUUUGUUCUUCGAUAUUAAACUUGCAUAACCACUGCAAAAAAAGUUCUUGUUUUCUCUUUUAGACAACAGCAGAUAUGACGAUGAUGACGAUGACGAUAGUGAUGAUCGCUCGGACAGUUCACGUGGAAGGAGAAGAGGCCGACGUUCGGCGAGGUCAGGCAGAUCGAGAUCCGGAAGACGCGAUCGAAGAAGACUUGACAGUUUGGAGCGGAAGAUCAGACGCAUUGCAAGGGAAGAAGUGAGAAAUUCAAAAAGUUUAAAAAAGCGUGCUGGCAGAAGAGGCGAUUCUGACGAGGAUUCACGGGAGCCUAGAAUCAUAAGAAGACGAAGAAAUUGAAAAUUAAUCUGCUUUAUUUGAUUUGAUGAUAAUAAAGACAUUUUUUGUUUUUAACAGUCGUCAUAUCAGUCUGUCGAGAAAAUAAUCUGGCAAGAUUUUCCACUUGCCCCAUUGCAAUUUUAUACGUGUAACAUUUUUUUGCUGUUUCUUGCCGCAAAACAACAACCGUUUCAGCUAAAGCAAUGCCAAUAUUGAUGUUAUAUGUAUGCAGUAUGUAGAGCCCUUAUAAGAUUCUCAAAAACAUCUGCGUUUAAUAUUCUCCCAGACAUGCUACGCUUCUGUUUAUCAUAAUUGUCUAAUGGUUAUUUCCCUCCGCUGCGAACCCCUUAGCCUGCGAAACGAAAACGUAAUCAAACGGUUCGGUUCACCUUUCCCAACGUCAUGUGGGAACUUACAGUACUCCUUCUUUUUAGCCUUGCGUAUUGCGUCACAUCCGGGGAGUGGUACCUUAUGCCAGUAUGCGGCCGACUAGAGCCUGGGAUGAAGGUUCGCUUCUACGCGAGUGUCUUUAGAACCGAAUGGAUUAUCCAGUUGCAUGUGAACCGCGAGACGCAGUGUUACAAUGGCAAGAUGGAUUUGAAUACGGAUCGUCCAUUCCAUGUCAACCAUUACUUUGUUCAUCCCCAGAUUCCCGCGCAUAAUCGGCAAUUUGCGGUCGUGGCUGGGCCCGCAAACAGCUGGGACUUUUAUCACUGGGUUGACAUGCGGUCAGAUAUCCAACAAAAUCAGUUCAUUCAGGCCGAUGUGAUUGUUGUCAAAGGGGGGUUCGACUACUUUGCGAAUGGAAAUUACAUUGCGAGCGCUAUGUAAGUUACACAUUAGUCUUUACGGACAAUGAAGCCAAAAUUAAACAUAUAUAAAUACGAUGAUUUCAGGUCUAAUUAUGCUACCGAAAAAGUGGAUUGUGUUCUGGCAACCAUGGAUGCGAAUGUGCCAUACAAAUGGAUCGAAGGACAACCCAAUUGCCCUUAUCGAGCCAACGACACCAUCCGACCGGGCUUCGAGCCAACUACGGAAGCCCCACCAACAACAACGACUUCUAGUUCAAGCCAGAGUCCAACCGGCUCAACUCCCAGGCCAACACCUCCCCCAUAUUUUCCCCCACCCGGCUGGCCUUAUUGUAUCCCUCCUUUUUGUUAUCCAUAUAUUACUUUCCCAUGUCAUCCUAUGUGCUAUACAAAUUGUCCGGUCUAUUGUCCACCUGCAUGCUAUGUAGUCCCAGGCUAUGGCUACCAGCCUCCACCGGUAUAUCCUCCCUGUAAUUUGGCCAACCUCCCGACCUGUCUUCCUUAUUAUGGUGUACCUCCUUAUGAGGCAGUCCCAGCGGCAUAUGUCGCACCACAAUGCCACUAUCUUCCGGGAAUUUGGCCAUGGAUAGUGAAUUGGCCACCCUAUCCGCAAACAACGCAGAAUCCAUUUUCAACUCCGUCAUUUCCGACUUCCACAGCCAGCACUGGUACUUGGCCCCCAACUCAGUCAACCCAAUCCACAGCUAGCACUGGUACUUGCCCAACAACGCAAUCAACUCAAUCAACCGCAAGCACAGGAACUUGGCCGCCAACUCAGUCAACAGCCUCCACUGUCUCGACUGCGUCUACCCAGUUCACUCAAAGCACCGCAAGCACACAAUCAACCCUCAGCACGGCUUCUACGCCAAGUUCCCCAACAACUUCUCCAACUUCGAGCCCGACGCAGUCCACAUCAACAUCGCCAACCCCCACGACAACCUUAACACUUCCUCCUGGUUAUUCAAUGUGCCCAUUUCCGCCGCUUCACGGUACUAUUUUGCAUGAAGGAGAGGUGUAUCCCGGCUGCACAGAUCAGAACGGAAAUUUGGUUGCAUUGCAGUGUGUGGGAGCGUACAAAGGCACUGUGCAAGUUGGCCAAAUCAUACCCACUGGGUGCUUAUGGGAACAGAAAAAAUAAAAGUCAAGGAUGGUUGUAAUAAAUUUUAUCUUAUGGUUGACUAAAUUUGUAUGAAAAAAUGCUUGUGGCUGAUUUUUUACAGACCGGCCACAUAUUGAUUGCUUAUUAGUCAUCGAGCCAUGCAGCCGUCAUGUCUGAUGACAUUUGGGAGCCAGAAAACACCGCAGUCUUAAAAACUCUACUUAUUAAGGUAGACCGGUUGGGCUAUAAAAUCUGGAUGAAAUAAUCGUGGAAUUCUUAGAUUUUCUAUCUCUGGCGUCCAACUUAUUAUCAGACUUUUGAAUUACCGCAAGUGCGAGGGUCAGGUUUUCUCUCGAUUACCGCAUGGAGAGCCGAGAUAUUCAACAAUUUUUGCGGCCGCGGAAAGCGGUCACAGAGAGAAACACAUUUGGCCAUAGCUUUUUUCAGAGUAGACUUUCCGUGGAAUUUGAAAUUGGCAUGAAACUUAUCAAUUCGCAAAAGGUUGUCAUUUUUUGUCAGUUUUGACCCAAAAGCCUUGUUCGUUUCUGCAAAGCGCAAAAUAUGUAGCGGUCUCGUAUAUGGCUAAUAAGCAAUUUGAGGGAGAAUCCUUAAAUUUUCAACCUCCUGCGUCCAACUGAACCCAUUAAAACGGUCUCAACAUUAUGCAUAAUAACUUGAUUAUAACCGGCAGCUAUCCAAUGAUGGCCACGUUGCGAGUUCGCAUAAACUUUAUGAAAAAUUACGCUUCAUUGUCAUUAUUAUACCAUCAUGAAUAUUGGCGUGUUUAUUUUCGCUUUCCUUUUGACACAAACUUGUAGCGCUCUCACUUACUACUUCUUGCCAGUAUGUGGUCGGCUUACGCCUGGGAUGAAAGUUCGCUUCUACACGAGCAUCGUCACUAUGCCCGCUUGGAUUAUUCAGAUCCAAGUGGGCCGAGAGACCACUUGCACUGAAGGGAUUGAUCUGAAUACCGACCGACCCUUCCAUGUCAACCACAACUUUACAGCUGGAGAGUAUGCAUUAGCCACUGGGCCAUCGGAUAGCUGGAUAUAUACACAUGUUUAUCACAUGAAUGGAGAGAUCGCGCCCAAUGUCUUCUUUCAAGCGGAUAUUCACGUUAUUGAAGGUGGAUAUCAAUAUUACAUCAAUGGGAAAUUAAUUGAUACCGUUAUGUAAGCGAGUCUGUCAUUUCAACGGCUUUGCCGAUGUCAAAAAAUGACAAAGUUUUCAAACUUUCAGGUCACCCUACUCAAAUGAAAAAGCCGAUUGCAUUAUCGGGACUCAUGAAGCGAAUGUCCCGUAUAAAUGGAUUGAAGGCCAACCAAAUUGUCCUUACAGAUCCGGCGAUACGAUUCGACCUGGAUAUUAUACAACUCCAGUUCCAACUACAAGUCUCAGCCCUACCGUAUCUACCCCUCAACCAACCCCUCCCCCAUAUUUCCCUCCACCCGGCUGGCCUUAUUGCAUUGCCCCAUAUUGUUAUCCCUAUAUUACUUUCCCAUGCCAUCCUAUGUGCUAUACAAAUUGCCCGGUCUAUUGUCCACCUGCUUGCUAUGUGGUCCCAGGAUAUGGCUAUCAACCUCCGCCUGUGUAUCCUCCCUGUAAUUUGGCCAAUCUCCCGACCUGCCUUCCUUAUUACGGUGUUGCACCGUAUAGUCCAGCCCCGGCGGGAUACGUCUGGCCGCAAUGUGAAUAUCUUCCAUGGAUUUGGCCGUGGAUAGUCAACUGGCCACCGUACGGGCAGACGACGGUUUCUCCGCCUUCCACUCCAUUUACUCCAUCUACUCCAUCUGUUACAACGUCCACACCGUCCACAUGGAGUACUCCAAGCUGGCCAACAAUUUACUGGCCAUGGUGGAUAUUUCCUUGGCAAACAACUUCGUUCUAUUGGUCCACAACCUCGUCUACUUGGCCCACGGCCUCUUCUACCUGGCCACCCUCUACGACCCCGUCAAGUUCGCUGACCCCCUCAACAUCUAG
This is a messenger RNA of Bursaphelenchus xylophilus (pine wood nematode), 5209 nucleotides long. NCBI's taxonomy places the organism in Eukaryota, Metazoa, Nematoda, Chromadorea, Rhabditida, Aphelenchoididae. The record is from the annotation of a GenBank genome assembly.